Molecule: messenger RNA, 849 nt
Organism: Xenopus tropicalis (tropical clawed frog)
Lineage: Eukaryota; Metazoa; Chordata; Amphibia; Anura; Pipidae
Product: WAP four-disulfide core domain protein 5
Exons: 6
Coding region: 136-633 (165 amino acids)
Cellular component (GO): extracellular region
Molecular function (GO): peptidase inhibitor activity
Source: RefSeq, a predicted model, not a curated record
AACCAUAGAUCGGUGCUGUUGUGGAACGGAGGAGCGUCUGUGCAUCUGACCCUGGUGAUGAGAAAUGCUGCCCAUCUGGAUGUUCCAGAGGAUAUAAAUUGAGAUGAACAUCCUACAGCAGCACAGACUGAUCUCAUGAUGAAUACAGGACAGAUCUGUGUAAUUGGGCUGCUGCUCUGCGCUGUUGGACUAUGCACAUCAGCGGCCAAACCAGGAAGAUGCCCACCUGAGGCGUUCUUGGCAGAAAAAUAUUUGUCCCACACUAACAGAUGCAGAUCUGACGGUGACUGUGGGGGAAACAAGAAAUGUUGCAUGGACAAUGGUGAAAAUUUCUGCAAACCUCCAGCGCAUGAGAGGCCUGGCGCCUGUCCCUUUGGCACACGAGUACCACGCAAAACCGAUUAUUGCACCUCAGACAGUAUGUGCCCUGUUGGAUCCAAGUGCUGCUUCCGUGAAGGUGGAAGGACCUGCCUGCCUUCUGUGGGAGUAAAAAAGGGUUCCUGUCCUCCUGGCAUAAUGAUAAACUGCUUUGUUCCGAUGAGGAGUGGGUGUCAGUCGGACUCUACAUGUCCUGGUAAUGAGAAAUGCUGCCGAUCUGGAUGUUAUAGUGAAUGCAAGCCACCAAACUUCUAGAGACCAGAUCUUAACACCAGAAAAUCCACCAUUGUGACUUUAUGCCUCUAAAACAUUAUCUAGUUCAUGUAAUAAGAAGCACAUUAAUGAUCACUAUUGUCUAUGUGGGUGCAUUUAUAUACUAAAGAGAACGUACCUUAAAUUCUCUGUAUGCGUUUUUCUGUGUUUGGGGGAAAGGCAAUAAAAUAUAAAGUGAUGAAAAGGUGUAAGAAAAAG